UUCAACGCAUCUGAAAAGGAGUAGGAAGAAGCAAUGUUUAUACCUCUGGAGAUGGCAACUUGAAUUACUGUCACAAUACCAAGAGACGCCGCCCAUUACAAGACCUCUGGAGAUGGCUCCCGAGGACCCCAGUGCCACGGUGGUCAGUGAAGAAGACGACAGGCCGACUGCAAACAAGACGCCUCCUGAGGUGGAUGACGGAUGUGAGGAAGAACAGCGAGGCGGCGUGCAGCAGAUGGAGGAGAAGUCGUUUGUAUCGAGUCUGCAUUCUUUCAUGAAGAAAAGAGGCUCGCCCAUUGAAAGGAUCCCACAUUUGGGCUUCAAACAAAUCAACCUGUGGAUGAUCUACAAGGCAGUUGAGACACUAGGUGGCUACAAUUCAGUGACGGCACGGCGCCUGUGGAAGAAAGUGUACGAUGAGCUGGGCGGGAGUCCUGGUAGCACCAGUGCGGCUACGUGCACCCGCAGACACUACGAGAGGCUGGUGUUGCCCUUUGAAAGGCACCUGAAAGGAGAAGAUGACAAACCUCUGCUUCUCAGCAAACCAAGGAAGCCUUAUAAGAGGAAUUCGGAAGGGAAGAUGAACAAAGUGGAGUGGAAGGGGAAAAGAAACCCGGCCGACAGAGGAAACGAUUGUGAGAGGAUUCCAGAGGCCGCCAGUCAUCCUCAUCAGUCCAAUCCCUGGCCGGGUGCCGCCGAAAGACACCAUUUGGACUCCUCCCAGCCAGACCGGCCCUUGACCUCUUACACGUUUCCCCGCCUGGUGCACGGCCCUUCGGCGACCCCCUGGCCCGCGAACUUGUCAUCGGCGGCCGGAGAGGUCAUCUCUCCUCUGGAGAAAAAGAAGCGAGUAGCCCAGGCCAGCCUUCAAGGGACUCCACAGGGCGAGGACAGAGAGGAGAGAGACCGGCCUUCUGUCAUCCGCUGCUCCCCGUCCUCUUCCGGCCACAAGUGCAUCUCCUCCGACGGCUCGCCUUACCCUCCGUCCUCCUCCUCGUCUUCCCGGAGCGCCUCCCCGUGCUCCGUCUCAUCAGAGGAUACCCCUGCAGGUGGUGAACGCCAACCUGACUUGACCUCCUUCAGCACAGUCAACCGAAGCGAGGACGCAGCAGGAGAGAACAGAAGCAGAGCUCCUCUCAGCCCUCAAAAAGUCAAAGCUUACAUUAAAGACCGGAAGACAAAAAGAGGCGACAUCAACCUCAUGCAUCCUUUUUACUCGUCUAUCAAAGUCACAUCCGACCCGGGUUUCGUCAAAGUUCUUCCGAAGUCGACGCAACUCGCACGGCCCGCCCCUAUCCGACCGGGUUACGGAAGCCAACAGGCCGCUUUGACGCAUCUGAAAAACAUCCCUCAGCAUCCGUGGCUCUAUCAGACUGAGAAGUGGGACGCCCUCAGGCCGCCGCCUGCAAAGGUUCCUGCCGCCCAGCAGACGCUAGCCCGCUCCGCCCACUCCGCCUGUGCUCCGCCCCUUUUUGACAAAUCAGACUCUCAUCAGCAGACAGUGCUGCACCAGCGAGCCUUCCUCCCCAGGGUGAGAAUACCUCAGUCCCAGCUCAUGUACCGCCAUGUUCCUGGCAGCCCGUCUCCUUCCGCUCUCAUUUAUCCAUACCCAUAUUCCAUCCCUCUAUGGGGGCCCCACGCUGCAUAUGCCCUCCCCACUAUGGGCACAUUUUACACUCACAAACUGUGAUUCUUUCCAUUUUGCCUCCGGGCAGAUUAAUUUUUUAUUAGAGAUGGCCGAUAAUAUCGGCCUGGAGAUGGCCGAUAAUAUCGGCAGGCCGAUAUUAUCGGCCGAUAAAUGCUUUAAAGGGGAACAUUAUCACAAUUUCAGAAUGGUUAAAACCAUUAAAAAUCAGUUCCCAGUGGCUUAUUUUAUUUUUCGCAGUUUUUUUCAAAAUUUUACCCAUCACGCAAUAUCCCUAAAAAAAGCUUCAAAGUGCCUGAUUUUAACCAUCGUUAUAAACACCCGUCCAUUUUCCUGUGACGUCACAUAGUGAAGCCAACACAAACAAACAUGGCGGAAAGAACAGCAAGCUAUAACGACAUUAGCUCGGAUUCAGACUCGGAUUUCAGCGGCUUAAGCGAUUCAACAGAUUACGAAUGUAUUGAAACGGAUAGUUGUAGUGUGGAGGCAGGUAGCGAAAACGAAAUUGAAGAAGAAAAUGAAGCUAUUGAGCCAUAUCGGUUUGAACCGUAUGCAAGCGAAACCGACGAAAACGACACAACAGCCAGCGACACGGGAGAAAGCGAGGACGAAUUCGGCGAUCGCCUUCUAGCCAACGAUUGGUAUGUGUUUGUUUGGCAUUAAAGUAAACUAACAACUAUGAACUAGGUUUACAGCAUAUGAAAUACAUUUGGCAACAACAUGCACUUUGAGAGUGCAGACAGCCCAAUUUUCAUCAAUUAAUAUAUUCUGUAGACAUACCCUCAUGUCAGCAGGCCAGGGAAGCUAGGGUCGAUAUUCUUCUCUUGAUCAUCUUCGGGACGGUGGGAGCCAAGACAUCCAGGGGGGGGGUUUAGCUCGCUCGUCUGCGGGAACAAACUGCCGCCAUUGCUUGCCGUGCUACCGAGGUCUUUUGUCCCUGAAUUGCUCACACACUCCGGCAGAUUCAAUGGGGGUCUGGCGGCAGAUUUCUUUGACUUUAUCGUUGGAAAUGCAUCUGCUUUGAGUGUCGCAGGAUAUCCACACAUUCUUGCCAUCUCUGUCGUAGCAUAGCUUUCGUCUGUAAAGUGUGCGGAACAAACGUCCAAUUUCUUGCCACUUUCGCAUCU
Nerophis lumbriciformis (worm pipefish) is the source of this 2772-nucleotide messenger RNA. It is a transcript of the gene arid5a, whose product is annotated as AT-rich interactive domain 5A. Gene Ontology annotation, cellular component: nucleus. NCBI's taxonomy places the organism in Eukaryota, Metazoa, Chordata, Actinopteri, Syngnathiformes, Syngnathidae. Gene Ontology annotation, molecular function: transcription cis-regulatory region binding. The record is from RefSeq and is a predicted model, not a curated record. Gene Ontology annotation, biological process: regulation of transcription by RNA polymerase II.